CUUAUUUUCUCUCGCCAAUCUCAUUAGACUCUCUUUUAUAAUAAAACUAGAUCACAUUUUAUAGUGAAUUUCAAGGUUAAAAAUCCAAAUCAUGAAUGUUGAUGUAUAGAGGUAAUAUGAAUAUUUUAAAUCAUGUUCUCGACGGAGAUUAGAGACGCGUUAGCCACAACCGCCUCGAUUUGCACGGUUUUGCAAUUUUUAGCCGGCGUGCUAGUAUGCAGAAAAAUCAUUAAAAAUGGCAGUACAGGAAAUAGUUCAAUCUUGGCAUUUGUAACAUGUUAUACAUCAUGUGUCUUGUGGAUGAGAUACGGUAUGCUUAUUGGAGAUCGAUUUAUAUUGUUAGUGAAUGUUUUUGGCUCCAUACUCCAAGCAUCUUAUGUUUACGUAUUUAUUUUGUAUAGUGUACAAAAAUUUAAACCAAUAAAACAAGUGAUUGCAGCGACUUGCUUCCUUGGAGUUGUGUACUUUUAUAGUUUUUACGAGGAAGACAGAGCAUUAGCUGCAAAAUAUGUUGGUUUCCUUAGUUGUAUAUUAACAGUAUUAUUUUUUGCAUCUCCAUUAAUGAUGUUGGCACAUGUGAUAAGAGUUAAAAGUACAGAAAGUUUACCAUUUCCCAUUAUCAUGGCUUCUUUAAUAGUUUCUUGUCAGUGGUUUGCAUAUGGUUGCCUUCUUAAUGAUCGAUUCAUACAAAUACCAAAUUUUUUAGGCUGUGUAUUAUCUGCAUUUCAACUUUGCUUCUUUUUAGUUUAUCAUAACGAUCAAUCUAAUGAGACUUACUUGAUAUAAUAGUAAAAAAUAUAUGUCACAUAUUAUGUACUGUAAACAAAUAAAUAUAUUUUUUAAUAUAUUAAUCAUAAA
Molecule: messenger RNA, 858 nt
Organism: Bombus pyrosoma
Lineage: Eukaryota; Metazoa; Arthropoda; Insecta; Hymenoptera; Apidae
Gene: slv
Product: sugar transporter SWEET1
Exons: 4
Coding region: 133-786 (217 amino acids)
Biological process (GO): carbohydrate transport
Cellular component (GO): membrane
Molecular function (GO): sugar transmembrane transporter activity
Source: RefSeq, a predicted model, not a curated record